Messenger RNA from Athene cunicularia (burrowing owl), 2091 nucleotides. RefSeq lists its product as uncharacterized. Gene Ontology annotation, cellular component: perinuclear region of cytoplasm. The coding region runs from base 31 to 708 and encodes 225 amino acids. Lineage: Eukaryota; Metazoa; Chordata; Aves; Strigiformes; Strigidae. The record is from RefSeq and is a predicted model, not a curated record. The transcript is spliced from 5 exons.
UCCUUGCUGCAUACCGGUGAAGAGUUGGUCAUGGUUGUGGUGGGACCCCUAACCUUGAAUGCAGGGCUGCUUCUUAUGGUCCUGAUCAGAUGGGGCUGUCAACAGCUGUUUGACUCAUUCCCUUCUUUCUUGUCAAAGUUUAUCAUAGCUAUGGGACUCUGGACAGUGCUAGACCCCUUGGCAGUUUUCGUAGUGGAUUCAUUCCUGGGGCGACUUGGGAACAGUGUGGAGAAACCCAUUGCUGAUGCUGCAAAGCUCUACUGGGUCUUUCUAAGAGCAGAGGAGUCAGGGAUUCCUGGUGCCUUAAUCACUGUGAUGCUUUAUACAAUCCUGUUCAUCAUUUCAUCGACAGUAUUGUACCUGUACUUUUUAAGGCUACAUAGCGAAGGUUGGUUAUUGGAUAUGUUUCAACGCAUUCAUGGUGAGGAAGGCACAUUCUUUGUUCCACUGGACUUAGAGAUUUCCAGUCAGGAACUGAGCUACAUUAUGAAGAGGGCUGAGCAGUGGAGAGGAAUCAACGGUGAAAGACGGAUGGCAUUUGGUGAUAUUACUGGAGAAAAUCUUUUGUGUAAUGAAAGAAGUACAGCCCAGGAAUGCAUAAGCGAAAUGGACAGCGUGCUGCAUACAUCUUCAUGUAUCAAGCUGAGGGAGAGAAAAAACAGUACCACAAGGUGGAAAGGAAAUCAUGUUGUCUUCGACAAGAGCUAAUUCCUGCGGUAAUGCAUAGUCCACAGAGUUGUUUACAUCCUGAUCCACAUCCAUGGUAUGGUUACUGUCUGACAGGAUUUAGGGUUCUGACAUCCACACCUCUGUGCGUACAGCAUUGUCCUGCAAAUGAUCCAUUCGUAACUCUUCUGUGGCUUUAACAAGCUUUUCAGUGUGGUGACCUCACUGGAUCAGAUCACAGAUUGGAUCAUGCAAAUAUAAAUAUUUAAUAUAAUUUUUUUUCCCCUUCCAAAUAGUGGGACAUUCCUAGAUUUCUCAGGUUUGCUUGUUCCUGCUUUUUCAUGUUUUCUUGUAUCUGUUAGUGGUGGUGGGGAAAAAUCCCUGAUUUGUCCUUCAAGUUUCAUGACUAAAACAUUGACAGUGUUUUCAGUAAUUGUUCAAAAACCAACACUAUUGUAAUUGCAAAGCUGCAAAGAUGUCCAGAAGAGGAACAAUGAUGGCUUUGUGCCACAGGCUCUGUAGCCAAGUCCCAACAGGCUGCAGAAUUUACGAGAACCCAAAGAAGAUCAUUUUGCUGGGGUCUUAACAUUGGUCAGUUGUGCUUCCCUGGGAGCUAUAGCAGCUUUAAGCAACCUAGCGGUUACCCUCAUGCUUUCUUAGUAGUAUUAAAAUAUUGCUCAUUUCUUUAAACCAGUCAGUGUCUAUUCUAUUUGGCUUCAUAUAAAUGCAUCAGAAAUGAAGUCCAUGCCCCAAGGGCAAGGACUACCAGGGAAAACAGAAGGAGAAGGUGGGAAGGGGAACAAAGGCAAUGAAGAUGAAGUUCUUUUUCCAAGGUCACCAAAGUCAGAGGUGAAUGCAGAAAUAAAGGGCAGACUGCCAGUGUCCUGACUCUUGGUCUUCCCUGCAGUAGGAUCCUCUUUGUUCUGAAAAUGCAGAUGGAAAAGAUUCUUACCUUCCUGCUAUUUUGAAUCAUUCAUGUAUAACACUGUAAUCAAUUAACACAGUAAUCAGUGACAUUUUUCUAACGUGUAUGCUUUUCUGGUGCCCCCUUGUUCACGCUGCUACGCUAAAACUUUUUCAGAUACUUUUACCUUUGCAAGAUCUUUCCCAAUGUCUUGAACAAUGUUGAUUAAUGUUGAUACUUAAAUCUAUGGUUCUCAUCUAUCUGAAUAAUCAUUAAAUGACAUUAGGUUACAACUCAGAGGAUUAAAUGUCACUCUUGAAAACAGUUUUUCUUUGGGUUUACAAGAUAACAAUUUGGUUUCCCCUUUUAAAAUUUUUUAAAAUUAUUUUUGUGCACGUGCAUAUGUGUGUAUUUUUAUGAGUUAUGUGCAGACAGAAGUGGUGUUAAAAAUAAACUGAAUAUUUACAAGAAGUGGUGUGAUUUUUGUGGGUUCUAUUGCAUCAGGUAUUACUUGGAUGACU